Molecule: messenger RNA, 3229 nt
Organism: Archocentrus centrarchus (flier cichlid)
Lineage: Eukaryota; Metazoa; Chordata; Actinopteri; Cichliformes; Cichlidae
Gene: zmynd11
Product: zinc finger, MYND-type containing 11
Exons: 17
Coding region: 246-2279 (677 amino acids)
Biological process (GO): regulation of transcription elongation by RNA polymerase II; regulation of signal transduction
Cellular component (GO): nucleus
Molecular function (GO): DNA binding; transcription corepressor activity
Source: RefSeq, a predicted model, not a curated record
UAGCUUCCCGGCUGCAGGCUGCGGGUGCAGCUGGCUGCAGUGAUUCAGACUCCACCGCUAGAGUUCUCCCUGUGGCUCCGCAGCUCCGCUCGGCUCCGUCUGCCCUGUGUUUACCUCUCAGCCAAGCUGGACACAGACCUUCACCAACCAGUAGCUCGAAAAAUACUAAUGUAAGCUGACUCGAGUCCAAUCCUUAACGGAUUUUCUGCAGCGCUGUGUGCUUGUGACACUGAGGCGGAGUUGAGAUGAAUAAGGAAAUCAUGUCACGCGUGGUGAAGAAGAGGCAGGCGGACCCUAAGGUGGUCCAGUAUGUCUGGGAGGCCAUCGAGGUCAUACGCAACCAGAAACAAAUCGCAAACAUGGACAGGAUCUCAAAGUACCUGAGCCGUGUGUUUGGCAUGCACCCAAAGGAAACCGCCAGACAGCUGAGCCUGGCUGUGAAGGACGGCCUGGUGGUGGAGACCCUGACUGUUGGCUGCAAGGGCUCCAAGGCCGGCAUCGAGCAGGAGGGAUACUGGCUGCCUGGGGAUGAGAUGGAUCCGAAAGCCGAGGGAAGCAAGGUUAGUAAUCAGUCAGCGGACAGACCGGAGUUCGAAUGUGAGACGCGCUGUGAAGCAGUGCCUAGAUGGAGGCCAGCUCUCCCUCUGCAGGACUGGGAGACCGAGAGCCACGAUUGGUACUGCUUCGAGUGUCACCUGCCAGGCGACGUGCUCACGUGUGACAACUGCUUCCGGGUCUACCAUCUCAAGUGUCUGUCGGAGGAGUUCAAGCCCAGAGACGGAGGAUCUCCCUGGCAGUGUGUCGUCUGCAGGGGAAGUAAAAAGAAGAACUUGAACAAACAGGAGAUGUGUAAAUACCUGCGCUUCAUUGUCCAGCGUAUGAAGGAGAGGGCAGUGGACCUGAACAAAAAAGGCAAAGACACUAAACAUCCCAUGUACAGACGACUGAUCCACACGGCACUGGAUGUCACCAACAUCCAAGAGAAUCUGUCUGAAGGGAAGUAUAAGAGUUUCGAGGAGUUCAAAGCAGACGCUCAGCUGAUUGUUCACAACACUGCCAUCCUGUACGGAGUUCACAGCGACCAGGCGGAGAUUGCUCGGCUGCUCUUCAGUGACACGUGCCACGAGCUGAACGAGUUGUUGUUAUGCAAGAACUGUUUCUACCUGUCAAACGCGCGGCCCGACAACUGGUUCUGCUAUCCCUGUAGCCCCAGCCACGACCUGGUGUGGGCCAAGAUGAAAGGUUUUGGCUACUGGCCAGCCAAAGUGCUCCAGAGAGAGGACAACCAGGUGGACGUACGCUUCUUUGGACAUCAGCACCAGAGAGCGUGGAUCCCCUCAGAGAACAUCCAGGACAUCAAGGUGAGCGUCCAGCAGCUGCAGGUGAAGCGCAGCAAUGGCUGGAAAAAAGCGUGCGAAGAGCUGGAGGUGUACCAGCGCUUCCUGAGGGAGGGACGCUUCUGGAAAACGAAGAUGGAGGAAGGCUGCCCGCCACACCAACAGAACCAGAGUCAGCGGCAGCAGCAGGAGGAGGGCAGCGUGAGGACGGACAGACUGGAGCGGACAGACGAAGCCGAGUCCAGCAUCUCCUCCACCAGCAAUGAGCAGGUCCGCCAUCUCAAAGGCAGCCAAGAGCCCAAGGCAAAGAAAAGCCGUCGGAGUCACCUGGUUGAGCCCAAAGAGGAAGUCAGUGACCCGGAGCCGGAGAUGGAGGCCGUCAGCUCCAGUCAGGAGAUCCCGGUGUCCUCGGCGCCGCAGCAGCCAGAAAAACUGUCUGUGUCCACGCAGACCAAGAAGGCCAGCGGGGGGUCCCCGCGCACGCUGCACCGCGGCACCCAGACCAACACCGACGGCGCCUGUCAGAACAUGUGCCACGAGAAGUACACCAAGGUCUUCAACGACGUCAAGGAGAUGAUGAAGGCCGACAACAAGAGGGAGACGGAGAGGGUCGUCAGGGAAGCUCUGGAGAAGCUCCGUGCAGAGAUGGAGGAGGAGAAACGGCAGGCGGUGAAUAAAGCGGUGGCUGGAGCUCAGGCGGAGAUGGAGAGGAAAUGUAAGCAGGUGAAGGAGAAGUGUAAAGAGGAGCUGGUGGAGGAGGUGAAGAAGCUGGUGGCCCAACACAAACAGCUCAUCUCUCAGACCAAGAAGAAGCAGUGGUGUUAUAACUGCGAGGAGGAGGCCAUGUACCACUGCUGCUGGAACACCUCGUACUGCUCCAUCAAGUGUCAGCAGGAGCACUGGCACGCCGACCACAAAAGAACCUGCCGCAGGAAGAGAUGAAUGAACAAGCCCCGCCUAUCCCCGACCGUACACAGCACGCCAUUGGCUCUCGCCCUCUCCUGUCAGUCAGUGUCUACGACAAACUCACACCCACACACACACUUCUCCCUCCUGCUUCUCGACUUGCCUUCCUGAAAACUUUGUGGACCCGAUGUUUUUCUGCGUGCUGAGCGAUUUGUUCCUAUUUUGUUUCUAUUAUUUAAUGUACCCAUUGUAAUGACUUUUUUUCUUUCUAUACUUUUAUUUUUCCAGUGAACAGUUUGUUCAAGAGCGUGGCUCAAAUGUUAUGAGUUAUGAUUUUUUUUUAUUUUACUGAAGUGCUAAUUUUGUGUCAGAGAAUGUGUUAUUUAAGUGUGUAGGAACAGAUGAGCAUUAACUAAAUACAUUUUAUUACCUGAAUUUUUAAAAUAAACCUUUUUCUUACUGUAAUGCAGCACGCCAUCAUCUUACAGAACAUUUCAAAACGGUACCGUGAGCACCAUCGCAGCAUCCAUCGAGCUCCGCUUUCAUAGACAAAACUGAUGUAAUAAUUUUAAAAAAAGGCUCGCUGACUUUAAUGAUGCAGUUUGUUCUUUUUGUGAAUGGUUGCGGUGGAUGGCACCUUUUACCAUUUCUACCUAAAGUUUUAUUGUCCUAAAGUCACUUAUUGGGAACAGGGUCAAAAAGUCGGCUUUAAAAGAUUCCGACAGAAGAAAUCUUCCAUGUAAGAUUUUUAUUGUAAUUAUGCACAUUUUUUUUUCUUUUGGUGACUAAACUGUUUUUAUGAGUCACAUAAAAAAGUUUUGAAUUUGUUCUAAAUUUGAGGAAAUGUACAGCAAUCUUUCCUGAGCUGGAUCUUAGAGAGGUUACCUGAUUCGACGGGAUUUUUUUUUUUUUUUUUUGCACACUUCAUUUUCUUAAGGACCCAGAUGCGUGUAAUAUUGCCAAAAAGUCGCACCUUUUUCGAACGU